UAUUUCAAUUUAAAAUGGACGAGAAUUGGGCUACAGGUGCGAAUGCUCAGAAGCCCAUCAAACGGCCUGCCAAUCUCAUAGUAUUAAUAUUAAUUAAUAAAAUAAAUAGGCACUGAAAAGAAAAGAAAAAAGGAAAAUCUAAUAGUUGCAGUGCAGAGGCAGAGCCCCGCCGGCAGGGCCGUUUUCCAUUUUGAAAAUAGACCCACACCACACCCACCAUAUUUCUCAAUGAUUGAGAUCGAUGCUGCUUCCAUUUGAUCUGGAUUCUUCAAUUAUUUUCUGCAUAUCAUUAUGAGAGACGAUGACGUUCUACCCGUAUCCACGCCCACUUCUUCUUCCUCAAUAUAUUUCGUAUCGUCGUCGAGGAAGGACGCUUCCUCGGAUUCCUCCUCCAUCUUCGGCCGCGGCCGCUACAAGUUUUGGGCUUUCUCUGUCAUUCUCAUGCUCGCAUUCUGGUCCAUGCUCACCGGCACCGUCUCUCUCCGCUGGUCCGCCGGAGAUCUCGAUGACAGCUUCACACAAGACUACCACUCCCCCUCUGCCGAUGAUCUAGACGCUCUCGAUAUGGAGGAGAGGGAGAAAAUGGUGAGGCACAUGUGGGAUGUGUACACCAACAGCCAGAGGAUGAAGCUGGCAGGAUUUUGGCAGGAAGCCUUUGUGGCUGCCUAUGAGGAUUUGACGAGUGAGGUACCUGAAGUGAGGGAGGAUGCUAUUUUGGAGAUCGCUAGGAUGUCGGCUCGCUACUUGGAUCUCAUCCCGCCUCCACAAUAUUCUUCGUUGUCAUUGGGGUUACGGAAUUUGAAUAUGAAGGAUAAAAAGCAAACGUAGCAAAUGGCAGCAGCAGGUAAAUUAGAGUUGAAAAUGAAGAGGAAUGAGAGCCUGUAACUUGUUUAUUGAUUGGUAUGCAGUCGCAUGGGAAGGCUGUGUGCGCUGGAGUGGAGAUACUCUACUUCCUUGUUUUGGGAACACAGAUAACUUGUAGUUUUGGUUUUUCUUAUUUAUUUAAACGUUUUCUGAUACCAUGUUUCAAUGUCAUUUCAGGAAAGCUCUCUUAUUCUUUAAUUCA
Salvia miltiorrhiza (redroot sage) is the source of this 1066-nucleotide messenger RNA. RefSeq lists its product as uncharacterized. The coding region runs from base 292 to 828 and encodes 178 amino acids. NCBI's taxonomy places the organism in Eukaryota, Viridiplantae, Streptophyta, Magnoliopsida, Lamiales, Lamiaceae. The transcript has 3 exons. The record is from RefSeq and is a predicted model, not a curated record.